Mobula hypostoma (lesser devil ray) is the source of this 2069-nucleotide messenger RNA. RefSeq names its product casein kinase 2, beta polypeptide (gene csnk2b). The transcript has 8 exons. Bases 237 to 905 code for a protein of 222 amino acids. Lineage: Eukaryota; Metazoa; Chordata; Chondrichthyes; Myliobatiformes; Myliobatidae. The record is from RefSeq and is a predicted model, not a curated record. Gene Ontology annotation, cellular component: protein kinase CK2 complex; cytoplasm. Gene Ontology annotation, molecular function: protein kinase regulator activity.
UGCCUGGAGUGGUGGGGAGGCAAUCGCGCCGACCGUGGACUAAGGACAAUCCGGGGAACAGCGGACCCUCUCAACGCAUCCACACAGCGCGCAUACACAAACAUUGUCACGACUCCAUUAAAAAAAAGCAGCGACUCGGAACUGGCCUGGUUCCUGUCAACUGAUCCGAGAGAGACAGUGGGGCAGUAAGAUUGGGAGCAUUUCCCCCUGUUGCCCAUCCUCCCAGCUAAAAGAGGAUGUGUGGUGAGGAUACGAAGAUGAGCAGCUCGGAGGAAGUGUCGUGGAUCUCCUGGUUCUGUGGGCUGCGUGGCAAUGAGUUCUUCUGCGAGGUCGAUGAAGAUUACAUUCAAGACAAGUUCAAUCUCACCGGGCUGAAUGAACAGGUGCCUCAUUAUCGCCAAGCGCUGGACAUGAUUCUUGACCUUGAGCCCGAUGAGGAGCUGGAGGAUAAUCCAAACCAGAGUGACCUGAUUGAGCAGGCUGCUGAGAUGCUGUAUGGACUAAUCCACGCCCGCUACAUUCUCACCAACCGAGGGAUUGCGCAAAUGCUGGAGAAGUACCAGCAAGGAGAUUUUGGCUACUGCCCUCGAGUGUACUGUGAGAAUCAGCCCAUGCUUCCCAUCGGUCUGUCUGACAUCCCCGGUGAGGCCAUGGUGAAGCUGUACUGCCCCAAGUGCAUGGACGUGUACACGCCAAAGUCCUCGCGGCAUCAUCACACGGACGGCGCAUACUUCGGCACGGGCUUCCCCCACAUGCUGUUCAUGGUCCACCCAGAGUACAGACCCAAGAGGCCAGCGAACCAGUUUGUUCCAAGGCUUUAUGGCUUCAAGAUCCACCCCAUGGCUUACCAACUCCAGCUCCAAGCUGCAAGCAACUUCAAGAGCCCUGUCAAGACCAUCCGCUAGAGAGAGAUGGGCAACCCCUCCAGACGACCACAUUUAACAACGUGUCAGCAGACAAAAGAAAUGCCGCAAGGCUGUAGACGGUGUUCACUUUAACAAAAAGAAACAGUUUUGCCCUCCCUCCAUCCUUCCUCCUCUUCCUUCCCCCCCACCCCCUCUAAAGCAACAUUAUUUUGUUGUCCAGGGUUUCCACUUGUGUGCCCUGCAUGAACUGAAGUUGGUGCCAAUGGAUUUCUUUCAGUGGAAAAAAAUUACUUAAAAUGUCUCAUCAACAAAAAGCGUGUGUUUGUGCGUGUUGGCCAGAGUGAUUUAUUCUCAGUUUAGAUCUGUACAUCCAUUCAGCCAGCAGUCGUGGAUGGCUUUGAGUGACCUCCAUGCUCAUGUUUCAGUUUCCCAAAGCAGACUUUGUUGCUGGGCUUCCCACCAAUGUGACAGAAGGGUUAGGGGUCCUGGGCUGGGGCUGGAUGGUGUUAAUAGUACCCACCCUCCACUUCAGCGUUGAUUCCCCUGUGCCUGGAGAGGAUCUGUUUCAUCCUUCCUGUCUCUGUGUGGAGAUUGUACUUACAGUCCUGGUGCGGAGACAGUAAUUUGGAGUGAAAAGCAUCACGUCAGUUGAGUAUCGAGCAAUGAUCUACAAUGUACCAUUGAACUGCCAUUUUCUAACAACUGACUGGUACUUAUAGACCAAGUGAUGGUUCAGAGGAAUGGUGUUGGGAGUUCAGAGGCCAUAACAUUUUGUGAUCUCUGGACACCUAUGUUUUAACAGCAUCAGGAUCCUUGAUUUCCCCCCACCCCUACACCCUCUCUGUAUAGUCCAUCGAAUGUAGCAUAUUUGUGUGGAAACUCAUGUUGAAGAGAUCCUGAGCAUCUGCAUCCCCGUGAGGUAAUCCUGUAUUACCCAGGCAUGGAAUUUUAUUGAUCACCUUGCCCAGCGCGAAGACUCUGGCUUCCUUUCUCCCUCCUUGCCCACCCACCCACCCACCCCUGUCUACUCCAGGUAAGUUAAGGUCAUUCACUGUAUUGUAUGUAUUGUAUAAAGAAUAUUGACUUGGUGAAAGCUGCCUGUGUGUUUUUUUUUAAAGAACAUGUUUAAUCGGUUUAGGGAUUGUUACUAAUGUUUAUUUCUGAAUAAACGCAUACUUGAUCGAAGUGGCGAUGGAUUUGAGU